UAGUUGUAUUCUCAUGGCUUUUUCCCUAUUGUCCCCUUCUCCGAAACCCCUCUCUACCGUCCAAUUUCUCCUUAUAUAUUAUUCACAAACACACCCUUUUUACCAAACAGUUCAAAGCUUCUCUCAAAAUCAAUUCUUUUUUCUUCUCUUCAAUCAAUGGCUACUUCAAGAAAAUCCAACUUCAAUGAUUUCUUGCCUCUUAUGGCUGAAAAACUAGGUGGGGAUGGUUUGAUUGGUGAAUUAUGUAAAGGGUUUCAGCUAUUAAUGGAUAAGGAUAAAAGGGUCAUUACAUUUGAGAGUCUAAAAAAGAAUUCUGCUUUGUUAGGGCUUCAAGAUUUGAGUGAUGAUGAUCUUAAGAGUAUGCUUAAAGAAGGUGAUUUUGAUGGAGAUGGAGCUCUUAAUCAGAUGGAAUUUUGUGUUUUGAUGUUCAGAUUGAGUCCUGAGUUAAUGCAGCAAUCUCAGUUUUUGUUAGAAGAAGCUCUUAACCAAGAUUCUGAGUUUUCAUUCUAACUUUUUAAACAACAAGCUUGGUGAAGGAGGAUCUGGACCUGUUUACAAGGUAAACUUCCAAAUUUGAGAGUUCUGCCUUUACGUUUACGAAGCAGAGGAAAAGCUUAUUUGUUUGGUGGAAUAGAAAUAUGGAAUGAAGGAAUAAGAAGAAGAAUGGGAGAUGUACAUAUAACAUGGUGUUGGUGUUGGUUCUCGCAAAUGUUUUCGUUUGUCAUCUUUUGUUAUGCUAGUUGUCACUUUUCUGUCUUUCAUCUUCAAUGUUCAUUGUCCUAGAAGGUGGAAAAGUAUCCUGAUUUCAGAACGAAAAGAAUUUUAUACCUAAAUUAAACCUUGAAGUAGAGAUGGAGAUGCGCGCCAAUGUUAGGUGGUGCAUGUUGGACUGAUGGCUCUCAUGCUUAUUUCAGAUGACGGGUUGGAGAGUGUAUGCUGUCAAUGGUUGAGGCGCAAGGUGAAUUAUAUACCAAGCACAAUGUGCUGAAAGAACGGGUUUGGGUGGGGUGGGGAGAGGGGGUUCGGUGGGGUUGCAGCACGAGAGCUUGAACUUCUGGUUGGAGGCUUGCUUACAUGCGGUGUUCUUGUUAUCUCUCAGUUUUCGCUCUCCAUUUUUCUCUGCAGCAGAAGGGUUGGGAGUCUAUAUGUGUAAGACAUUGGACUGAGAAAUUGUUAGGGGUUCCCUAGUUGAAAGUUGAAACUAUUGAAUUUGGCUUUUCGAUCUCUUUUUAAGUUUUGUACGAUGAUGACAUGAGUUGAGCUUAAAUAGAAUGUGAGGAUUUAUAUAGCCGACAACAACUUGUUUUGGGACUGAGACGUAGUUGUUGUUGGUUCUCUGUUUAAAGUUUCGGAGCUCUGGUGUCUGUGGAUAGAUCUUC
Messenger RNA from Nicotiana attenuata, 1379 nucleotides. Its product is annotated as calcium-binding protein PBP1-like. The transcript is spliced from 2 exons. Gene Ontology annotation, molecular function: calcium ion binding. NCBI's taxonomy places the organism in Eukaryota, Viridiplantae, Streptophyta, Magnoliopsida, Solanales, Solanaceae. The record is from RefSeq and is a predicted model, not a curated record. Bases 157 to 510 code for a protein of 117 amino acids.